Molecule: messenger RNA, 2547 nt
Organism: Tetrahymena thermophila SB210
Lineage: Eukaryota; Ciliophora; Oligohymenophorea; Hymenostomatida; Tetrahymenidae
Product: von willebrand factor type A domain protein
Exons: 2
Source: RefSeq, a predicted model, not a curated record
AUGUUUAAACCUUAUCAGCUUAGAUCUUUAGAUUUUUAGUUUGUCUCUUCAACAACUAAAAAAUCUUUUUAAACUCCAGCAACUCUUUAGAGCAUUCAAUAUUAAGGUAUUAUAAAGGAUAAAGAUUAAGCAGAGUAAGAAUACUAAGAAAACAAGAGUCAAGGCAACUUUGUUACAUAUGCUGAAAUAAACUCUUUUAAAGAUUAGGACUAUUGUAAAAUUCAGCUAGGCAAUUUACCUCCUAGUCAAUAAGUAGAAGUAAACAUUAUCUUUUCUUAAUAAUUGAAUUCUUUCAUAAACAAAUAUUUUAUUGCUCAUAUCCCUAUAAUAUACUGCAACGAUGAAGUUUCAGCUAAAUUAGGUAAGAAUUUAUUGACACUUGAUUUAUCUUGUACAGGAAAAAUCCUUUAUGCUGAAUCUAAAGGCUAUUAGGCAGAAAAAAUAAUGCUUGAUGAUUAAUCAGCGAAAUUUAAUAUCAGCCAAGCUCUUUUACAAAAGGGUAAAGACUACUAUUAACUCAUUUAUUCAUUCGAUGGAAUGUUCAAUCCUCAAGUCAUUUUCGGCUAAAGUAAGAUUUUUAAUGAAGACUCUGUAAAGAGUGCUAUUCUUCCCGUAUGUCACUCAGCUAUGAUUUCAUUCAUUCCAAAUUUUAAUGAAGAGAUUACCUAGGAAAUAGAUGAUACUAUUAGAGCUGCAAUAAGCAAUGGAGAUGAUAUUUUUAGUGAUGAAUAUUAACAAAAAUUAAAUCAAGAACUAAUAGAUCAUUUAAAUUCUUCUAGAAGCGAGUUCAUAUUUAUUUUGGAUAGAAGUGGAUCUAUGAGGGGUUAGCCUAUUCGCAGGGCAUGCGAAGCUAUUAUUCUCUUUCUAAAGAGUCUCCCUAAUGAUAGUUACUUCAAUGUUAUAAGUUUUGGUUCUUCAUUUGAAAAAUUGUUCCCAUUUUCAACUAAAUACACAAGUGAGAGCUUAGAAAAAGCUGUUUAAAUAAUAAAUAAUUAUGAUUCUGAUUUGGGAGGAACCGAAAUUUACAAUCCUCUUCAUAAUGUUUUUAUCAUGAAAAGGAUUUCAGGAUAUAACAGACAAAUCUUCUUAUUAACUGAUGGUGAAGUAGAUUCUUCUGAGCAAGUAAUAGAAUUAAUUAAGAAAAAUAACAAAUAUAACAGAGUUCAUUCAAUUGGGUUCGGCUUUAAAGCUGAUCAGUAUUUAAUAAAAGAGAGUGCAAUUGCUGGAAAAGGUAUUUCCAAAAUAGUAGAUUAAAAUUGUGAUUUGUCUGAAGUAAUUAUCAAUAUGCUGUCUUUGUGUAUAACUCCUACUUUUGAUGAAUUCAAAAUAACAUAUGAUAACACUGUUUUUGACUCGACGUACCCCUCUUCUACAGAUUUCCCUUGCGUUUUUAAAGAUGAAAUAAUAAACAUUCAUUUCUUUUUCAAGCCUCUUUUAGAAUUUUAAAGCUUGACAGAAUAAUAAAAAAAAAUAUAAAUAUAAUAUUACGAUUCUCAUAAAUAACAAAAUGUUUUGAAAGAAAUAGAACUGUAGAUGCAAGACAAUUUUACUAGCAACCACUAACUUCAAGAAUCAGUUUUUAAGAUAGGAAAGUAAUUAUAUUUAAAUGAAAAUAUCUAAAAUUAAAGAUUGAGUAGCUAACUAAUUUAGCAAGCAAUUGAUUUUUAACUUCUAACUUCAAAAACAGCUUUGAUAUGCUUUAUUGAAGAGAUAAAUGAUGAAUAGAGAAUUUUAUACAAAAAUAUAAAUCACAAACAUAUACAUUAAAAUAUGAAAGAUGAGAAAUAUUACUCAAAAUUAUCAUCACCUAAACCUCACUUAAUGUUUGACUGUUAUUUUGAUAGCGAAUUUGUAAAACUAGAAUAAGAAUCAAAGUCCGAAUCCGAAUUAGAAUUAGAUGAAGAUGAAGAAUAAGAAGAAGAAAUAGAAGUAGAAGAACAACAUUAAAUUGAUAUCAAUAGAUAUCUUAAUAAUAAUAAAUGUUGUAUAAAUAAAAACUAUAAUAGACUUCAAAACAUUAAUAAGGAAUUAGAAUAAUCUUUUGUAGAAGAUUAGAAAUCUUGCUAAUUAAAUUAAUAUCUCUCAAAAGGGUUUAAUACCAUGUAUCCAUCUUCUGGUAUUUCAAAUGUAGAAGGAUAAACCAAAGUUGAACUAUCAGAUACAUCAAUUAAAACAUAGAUACUAAAUUAAUAGAAUGUUUAAAUUGAGUAAAAAAGAUUAAUGUAAAACAAAUCUUAUUUGCCAAAGUUAGAAGUUUUAUUGAAUUUAGUAAAUUCUUAAGGAAUAUGGAAUUUUGAUCAUCAUUUAUUAAUGCAUCUAUCUUAAAUAGAUGAGAAUAAUAUCAUGUAGCUUUGUUCUCAAUUUGCCUCAAAGGAUGCCUUUAUGACUCUCUUUAUCCUUAUCAUCCUUGAGAUAAAUUAUAGCUCAUAGAAAUCAAAAUGGGUGCUCAUCUCUAAAAAAUCUAUUAGUUAUGUUAAGUCUUAACUAAAUAAAAAUCAAAACUAUAAUUCAAUGAAGCAAAAUAUCUAAUAAUUAAUUUCUAAAUGA